AUUUCCUUGCUUUUCUCACAGCUCAAGAGAUGGCUGCCCAGUGCGUCACGAAGGUGGAGCUGAAUAUUUCCUGUGAUAAUCUCUUGGAUCUAGAUGUAGGGUCAAAGUCGGACCCUUUGUGUGUGUUAUUUUUGAAUACAAGCGGCCAGCAGUGGUAUGAGGUUGACCGCACAGAAAGGAUUAAGAAUUGCUUGAAUCCCAAAUUUUCCAAGACAUUUAUUAUUGAUUACUACUUUGAAGUGGUUCAGAAGUUGAAAUUUGGGAUUUAUGACAUCGACAACAAAACCAUUGAGCUGAGCGAUGAUGACUUCUUAGGAGAAUGUGAAUGUACCCUUGGACAAAUUGUUUCCAGUAAGAAGCUAACUCGACCAUUGGUGCUUAAAAAUGGCAGACCUGCGGGGAAAGGGAGCAUUACGAUUUCAGCUGAAGAAAUAAAGGAUAACAGAGUGGUCUUGUUUGAAAUGGAAGCAAGAAAACUGGAUAAUAAGGAUCUGUUUGGAAAGUCAGAUCCAUACCUGGAAUUCCACAAGCAGACAUCUGAUGGAAACUGGCUAAUGGUUCAUCGAACAGAGGUUAUUAAAAACAACUUGAAUCCUGUUUGGAGGCCUUUUAAAAUCUCUCUUAACUCCCUGUGCUAUGGAGAUAUGGACAAAACUAUUAAGGUAGAGUGCUAUGAUUAUGAUAAUGAUGGGUCACAUGAUCUCAUUGGAACAUUUCAAACUACCAUGACGAAACUGAAGGAAGCCUCCAGAAACUCGCCUAUUGAAUUUGAAUGCAUAAAUGAAAAAAAGAGGCAAAAGAAGAAAAACUACAAGAAUUCAGGUGUUAUCAGUGUGAAGCAGUGUGAGAUUACGGUGGAAUGUACAUUCCUUGACUAUAUCAUGGGAGGAUGUCAGCUGAAUUUUACUGUGGGAGUGGACUUCACUGGCUCCAAUGGUGACCCCAGGUCUCCUGACUCCCUGCAUUACAUCAGUCCCAAUGGAGUUAAUGAGUAUCUGACCGCCAUCUGGUCCGUGGGACAGGUCAUCCAGGAUUACGAUGCUGAUAAGAUGUUUCCGGCUUUUGGUUUUGGAGCCCAGAUCCCUCCUCAGUGGCAGGUUUCACAUGAAUUUCCGCUGAACUUUAAUCCAUCCAGUCCCUACUGUAAUGGAAUCCAAGGCAUUAUAGAUGCGUAUCGGGCCUGCCUUCCUCAGAUAAAACUCUAUGGGCCAACGAAUUUUUCUCCAAUCAUCAAUCACGUGGCCAGGUUUGCUGCUGCAGCCACACAGCAGCAGACAGCGUCUCAAUAUUUUGUGCUCCUAAUCAUUACCGAUGGUGUGAUCACAGACCUUGAUCAGACCAGACAAGCCAUAGUGAACGCUGCCAAGCUGCCCAUGUCCAUCAUCAUCGUUGGGGUCGGAGGAGCAGACUUCAGUGCCAUGGAAUUUCUGGAUGCCGAUGGUGGAAGUCUCCGCUCCCCGUCGGGCGAAGUGGCCAUCAGAGACAUUGUCCAGUUUGUGCCUUUCAGACAGUUCCAGAACGCUCCUAAAGAAGCGCUGGCUCAGUGUGUCUUGGCUGAGGUCCCCCAGCAGGUGGUGGGCUACUUCAACGCCUACAAACUCCUCCCCCCCAAGAACCCGGCUGUGAAGUGAAGGGAGCGGGCGCCCGAGCAGAGUGCUUCUGUGCCGUGGGGAGCGGUGGCUUCCUCCCUCACCUGAAUCAUGAAUCUUUUCAUUUUACACACUUUUCACCCCCAGCAUUUAUCAUGUAAACCUAGUUCUCUAUGGAGUGUCUCUAUUUAAAGCAUUCUCUGUGUACUUUUUUUGGAGGAAAGUGCUAAGUUAAUCUUUGCUCAAUCAAUUCAGUGAGUGCUAGUGAUUUAUAGUCAUUUCAGUGAGGCUGUUUGGAUUAGAAUCUCGUGUGAGAAAAGCCGCUUUUGUCGUUGUCGCUGUUUACUGGCAUAUGAUGAAAAUGCUGUUUUUCGAUAUUUGUCAAUAGGAAGAAUGAAACAUUGUUGGGAUGAUGCGAUUUAC
Ceratotherium simum simum (southern white rhinoceros) is the source of this 2012-nucleotide messenger RNA. The record is from RefSeq and is a predicted model, not a curated record. Lineage: Eukaryota; Metazoa; Chordata; Mammalia; Perissodactyla; Rhinocerotidae.